GAUGCAAAACUUUCCGUUUUUGGAAACUCACCACGUGUUUACGUUCGCCUGAAGCACCCACCAGCGUGUAACGGUUUGAUAUUCCUGUCUCUCCCCUUUUUCUCAACGGCUGCUUCAGCUUCGUUACUUCCAGAGGUUUGCUAGCGCUUGUGUGGGAUCUAAAUCGUCGUUAAUGUUGACGAGCAACGCAUAGAUGCCCCUUCGUACCCUUUUUUCCAAGAAAACCUCCUCGUCCUCACCCCCAUCUUACGGCCAAUCCUUUGCGACCAAGUCCCAGUCGUCCUUGCACCUCAACUCCUCAAUAACGCCGGAAUCGCCUAGUUCAGCCGAAUACGUCAAUGUCGCCGCCAACUUUCCAUCAUCGCCCAAUGGUAGAAGUUCCUUACAUCCGAACCAUGCCUACCAAUCAUAUCCCCCCACCUCGCCAAACAAAACCUCUCUGGUAUACCCUUCUAUAGCGAAUAGUUCGUCUUCAACGAAGUCAGCGCCGAGUAGCAGAUUGAGAUUGUUUGGGUGGAAGAAAGACCGGUCUGGACAGUCUAUGAAAUCUCCUGGAAAUGCUCAGGAUCUCUCGCCACCCGUCCUUCCACCAUUUUCACGUUUUUCGACCUCCGAAGCAGUUUCAGACUCUGAAAUUCCAACUCUAGCACCGCCGAAACUGGGACAAGUGCUUGCGUCGACUAGAUCGUUACCGGAUACCAGCACCGGAAGGCCUGAACUGAGGCUUCUCAAUACAUUUCCCGCCUCAAAGCCCUUGCUCGACGAUGUAGAUUUGACGCUGUCUCCCACCUCGACUACCACGAAUGGGUCAGACGGUGGGGAGAGGAGAACUGGGAAAGAUAAUCCGAAAAAGAAGACAUCUCUAUUUUCAUGGACGAAAUCAGAGUCAAAAGCCAGCAGCGAACAACUGAAGAAGGCCAACAUGAAAGGAAAAGGGAAAGAAUUCGACGCAGGAAACAACAACAGCUCGACGACAGAGGAAAGCUUCAAUCUCAAAUCGUUCCGCCACAUCCAACCCUCUCCCUCUCAUUCUGCCUCACCUAUCACAUCUCCUGGUACGAGCCCAAAGCCAACGUCAUCGUCUACUUCACCGUAUGGGAACUCUCAGUCACCCUACAUUACAUCACGCUCUUCUCAACACCUGACCGCCGAUGCUGGUUCUUCUACUUCGUUGAUUCCGCCACCGCCUCUCAAUCAUCCCACGGCUCGACCACGAAACUCUUCGACGGACUCUCAGACGCAAAGGAUUAGUGUAGCCGCGUUCCGGGAGGCUCAGGCUAGGCGGAGUAUGGCGGGAUCGCCUGUGUUUGAUGGGAGAGUAAGCCCAGGACCUUUACAGGGAAUGAAGUCGAAGAGUCAAGUGAACUUGGCGGGGAAGAGGGCUUCGCGAACGUUCACUAGUGAGGCGGAGAGCAGCGAGGAUGAGGAGUCUGAAGAAGACUCCGAUGAUGAGGGUGCUGGUUUGAGUAGAAAGCGGACGGUGACGAAUAAAACCCGCAUGGGUGCUAAGAGUGAAAGUGGACAUGUAGGAAGGAGUGAAAGCGAGCACAGAAAUGACAGAAGUGAGAGUCCUCAUGGGGUAUGGGGGAAGACAAAAAGUGAGCUUGGGCAUGGAUCUGGAUCGACGGGCGCUCCAUCUUUCCAACGAAUAAACCCUGCCGUUCCUCUGCUAUCUCAGGUGCAUCAAACAAGAGGAGGUGAGCUUUUUAUGAUAACUGCUUCUUACGCGGUCCUGCGCGAGUCAAAAAUCUUCUUCAAUCCCGUUUUCCUCCAUUGCUCACGUCGCACGCUGUCGCCCGUCGGUGGUUGACUGAUGUUUGACAUCAACGAUGGUGAUGGGUUCUUUCCCUUGAUACUCGUACCUGGAGUGUGCAAAUGUUCUCCUUCAACACAUUACAUUUCGAUACCGACACUAAUAAACGCGUUUCCUCCAGCAUCGUUAAGUUUAAAUGACUCUGACGACUCCGACGAAGACAAUGCACCACUUGCAACUUUACUUCCUCCCCGUCGACCUGGAAGCGCAUUAUCAUCGCGAUCAAAUUCGUCGUUAAACGGCGGUCGAGCACCACCCUCUUCGUUUACAUCUCCACUAAACGCGAGCCAACAAGAAGGAUCAAGAUCGAUGUCUGUAUACUCUACUUCUACUUCUACUCCUAACCCCCCCGCCUCUACAUCGAACUAUGCAACCUCUGUCAGCUCCCAAGGUUCCUCAACCAAUUCACGCCGUCCGGCACCGCUCAUCGACAUCAACAAAUUAACAGGGCCAAAUCGGACUCCCUUAUCGAGUGGUGUCGCUACCAAGGGCCCUGAGAAGAGUAAGGAAGGCUUCACAGAGGGCUAUACGUUACUUUCUGGAGUUAGUGGGGGACGCCCGAGAAGUCCUGAAAAGAAUCGACAGGCACAAGCACGGGCAAGUUCACCGACCAAGUCGAUUGUCAGUACAACUGCACCUGCGAAUAAGAAGUUUGUGUCACCUCCUAGUUCACCUGUGGGGAGUGUAUUCAGUCAUACACCGGGACCGAGGAGAGGUAUGCCAAAGAAGAAGGAGACGGGGAUGAGCGAUGUGUCGGCUAGUGGAAGUAGUGGGGGAGCGAAGAGGGAUGUGAUUUCGGAGAGGCUGAAGGGCGUUAUACAGGGUAAGAUGUUGGGGGAUGAUAGUGGAAGUCGGGUUUCAGUUUUCAACUCAGCCCCUGAUUCGAAGGCUCUUCCUAGUGUCCCUACAGGAUCGAGUCAACACCUGCGUGCUCCCGCUGUUCUUGAUGACAGCGACAGCGAUGAGGAUGAAGAAGAGGAGGAAGAGGAGGAAGAUGACGACGAGCGGUAUGGUACAACAGAAGGAACCAUCAAAGGGAAGCAGCCCUUGAGAGCGCCUCAGCUGCGACCCGUUGCAAACGCGACGCCGCGAGCGUUAACUGCCCCCGCAGCACCUCCGCGUUCUCGAUCUCCAGCACCAGAAACACAACCGCAGAGAACCUCACCAUCACCAUCGCCGUCCCCUCAACCACGAAGGCUCACGAAGUCACCUGUAUCCCAAAAUGAGCCUUCCUCGCCCGCAGCGGCAUCCACCUCGACUUCGACUUCGACUUCCCCUAAACCCGCUUCACAACCGUCCCAACCAUACAAGAGACCCCAGCCCGCAAACGUUCAACAACCCAAACAACCUCAAACACGUCGCGGGUCCGCAUCAAGCGUACUGGAUAUUGACCUUGCUUCCGUUCUCGGUGGUGGAAUCCGCCUCAUCAGUUUCGACAACAAAGAAUCCGAUAGUAUCGUGUUCCCACCUAGCCCCAGUGAUACUCUACCUCCGAUACCCAGUAUCGUCCCGGUAGAUAGACCUCCUCCGUCACCAAAUAGGAUAGCUCCAGUUGUGGUUAGAGAGAGGGAGAGGACACCGGCGUUCAGUGUUACGUCUCGCCCGAAGCACAAAGGGGGUUCUGCCAGUGUCAGUGGGGUUGUUACGUUGGGUAGUUCCACCACGGAGACGCAGAUGAAGGAGGAAGAGGAAAAGAAGGAUGUCGAGGGAGUUGCGACUGCUGUUGCUUCUACGUGGACUACUCGUGGUGCAGGUGAUGUGGAAUCCACGACUACAUCUACAACCAGUACAGCGAAUGCUUCAUCUACUUUAGGAAGGCCGAGAAGCGGAUCCUUGUCGUUAUUGUCUACUGUUCCGACUCUCACUACAAAUACGACUACAAACACGACUACAAUGACUACAACGACUCAGGUGUUGCAAAUCCCUCUGCCGCCGAGGUCUUCGUCUUUACAACCUCGUUCCACCGCUGAUUCGCCGACGUUGCUGUCGACCUCUCCGUCGUCUCAAAAAGCACCUUUGCCUGUUCAAGGCCAAAAGGAGAAGGAGAAAAGACGAGGUUUCGCAUUUGGGCUCCAAACUUCGAGGUCUUCAUCUGCACUUGGAUCUAAUGCUUCCGCUACAAGUGGCAGUAGUUCAUCUAGCGGAGGAGGAAGCAGCGGCGUUGAGAGUCGAACUGGUAGUGGUGAUGUGGUUGAUGGUGGUCCCAACAGACAAGGUCAAGUUCUGGGGAAGGAUAAACUACAAGCAAAUCUAGUGAAUAAACAUGCUCGACGGACAAGUGCUGGUGCAAUUAGCAUGGUCAGCGAGAUGACGAUGCGACCCCCCGCACGAGUGCAACCGUCACCGUCACCUUCACCUUCGAGUUCGUCCUCCCAGUUAUCGAGACAGCAGCAACUGCAGAGACCUCCGCCAAUGAAACCGUUUUCGGCGAUCCCUCCGAUGUCGCGGGGAAGUCCAGCUACGUCUUCUACAGGUGGUUCAAGUGGUCGGGCUCCUGUUACUCCCAGAGAUGGAAGUGAGCUCGGAAUACGGGGACUUGAUGACGUGAGUAAGAGAAAUGAACAUCGACCACAGAAGCAGAAGGAGUGGAGUGGAGGUGCAAGUGGUUUGGGAAUGGGACAUGGAAGGAAGAGGAGUGUGGCAUUUGAGGAGGAAGACGGUGAAGGCACUGUUAGCGGGAAGAGUGGCAAGGGGAGAGAGGUGGUUGAUGAGGAGAGCAAGCGCAAGGAAAGGAGGAGGGGUGAAGCGAAGGCUGCUAUCGAGCUGGGCAACGUUAUCAAUGGCCGCGGUCCUAUUGUAGAAGACGACGAUGAGGACCUGCCUAUCGGGCAAUUUUCUAACGUUAACAGCCGUAUGAACAUCAUGAACCCAACGUUGAUGCCUCCCAAUGGUGGUUUCCCUGCAACAUUUGGUUGGAAUCCCGCCAAUCCGGCUGCUGGUGCCUUCCCUCCGAAUGCCGGACAGAUGCAGCUCUCUCCUGCGCAGUUCAUGGUACCUCCGCCCGCGGAUCCAAGAUUCUUGUCUGCCCACCAGCAGGCCAUGAUGUACGCUAAACAGGCGUAUCAAAUGGCUGUGGCUCAACAAGCUAUGGCUGCUGCUGCGGACGAGUGGGAGAGGGGUUCAGCGGUUGGAUUUAGCAGUAGCCAGAGUAUGUAUGGCGGGUUUGGAGGAUCUACAGGUUCGGUGUAUGGCGGUCUUGGUGGUGGUAAUGGUUGGUCCACAGGGUCUGUGAUCUUCCCCCAAGUUGGUCCUAGAGUUCAAACAUACGGCAUGAGUGGUGCUAAAAGUGAUUAUGGUGGGGGAGGAGGAUGGGGUAACAACAGUGUGUAUGGGGAUUCGUCGUAUGGUCGUCAAGAGAGAAUGAGGACUCAGAGUACGGUAAAUCCUGGGAAUCGAACGAGCACCCACAACGGGCAGAGAGACUCCAUGGCUUUCAAUAUGCCCCCUCCGCCGAUUCCGCAGCAGAAGAGUGCUCCAGCACUUUCCAAAGGAGGCCCAGGAGGUAGAAAUCGGACACUCAGCCAACCCGCUAGUCCUCGAAGCACACGGCCUGGUAAAGCACCGCCCCCAUCGAGUUGGAAACCCGGAAUGUAACUUCGUUCCAUCUAUAUCUGAUCGCGUUCUUUUGGUGUGUCUCUUUUUUCACUUACAGUAAUUUAUGUCUUUUUCUCUGUUCUGAUUUGUGAUUCCAUAUUUGAUAUCCGUCUUUUGUACUAUCUCGCACUUCACAUUACUACGCAAGUUUAUUUUUCUUUAUCUCUCCAGUUCUCCUCUCGCAUGGACGAAGACUAUUUCAAGUGAGGGGGUGAAAACAAGGACGCACGAGGACUUGAUACCUUGAUACAUUACGUGUGGCGACUGCAAGAACAUCACCUUUUUUUCCUUAAUUUUUUUCUUAAACUUUUCCUGCCUCGUUCUGGAUAUCAUCAAUUCUUGAUCAAUAAUACUCUCCCUCCCAUAAUCAGUAGAACCACUUAAAGCCUGCCUUGAUCUGUACGCUGUAGAAC
This is a messenger RNA of Marasmius oreades (fairy-ring Marasmius), 5820 nucleotides long. RefSeq lists its product as uncharacterized. The coding region runs from base 1814 to 5407 and encodes 1197 amino acids. The record is from RefSeq and is a predicted model, not a curated record. The transcript has 4 exons. Lineage: Eukaryota; Fungi; Basidiomycota; Agaricomycetes; Agaricales; Marasmiaceae.